AUGAGCUCCUACCAGCAGAGGCAGCCCUGCAUCCCACCUCCCCAGCCUCAGCAGCAGCAAGUGAAACAGCCCUGCCAGCCUCCACCUCAAGAGCCAUUUGUUCCCAUAAUCAAGAAGUCAUGCCACCCAAAGCUUCCAGAGCAAGGUUAUUCCAUAUUUCCCGAGCCAUGUCCCACCAAAGAUCCUGAACCGGUAUACGCCAAGGUCCCUCAGCCUGGCAACACCCAGGUGCCAGAGCCAUACCCUUCAAAGGUCAUUCCAGGCCCAGCCCAGCAGAAGGCCAAGCAGAAGUAACAUGAUCCACAGCCAUGCCCUUGAGGAACCAACCUCCAGAUACUGAAUAGUUUCUUCCUUUCUGCUCCUGUGUCUUCAUGGUGUCGAUCUUGUAAUCAGUAUUGUCUCACACUGAGUCACAGCCUCUUUCUUGUUUACAUCCUAAAAAUAUGUGCUAUGAGGUUUUCCUUACACACUCUGAAGAGUCCUCUGAGCUCUGAGUUAUG
Messenger RNA from Hippopotamus amphibius kiboko, 500 nucleotides. Its product is annotated as cornifin-like. The transcript has a single exon. The record is from RefSeq and is a predicted model, not a curated record. Bases 1 to 294 code for a protein of 97 amino acids. Lineage: Eukaryota; Metazoa; Chordata; Mammalia; Artiodactyla; Hippopotamidae.